AAAGAGAUGAGUAGUGAGAAGUGAGGUUAGGAUUUCGGUUUCGGUCGUAUUUACUUCGGUGGCGUUAAACAGAAUCUUUAUAAAUGGGGUCCUUAGAGAAACCUGCAUUUGUAGAAUCAACAUAUUUAGCGCCUUUAAUUGCGGGCGCGUUGGCAGGGAUAUCGGUAGACGUGGCCCUGUAUCCCUUAGACACGCUAAAAACACGGCUUCAGAGUGAACAGGGCUUCCACAAAGCUGGAGGCUUCAGAGGAGUGUAUAAAGGGCUACUAACAGUGGCAACAACUUCUAUGCCAACAACAGCGCUAUUCUUUAUGUCAUAUGAGGCUACUAAGAAGCUAGGCGAGCCCCUGGUGGCCCCGCAGUAUGCUCCGCUGGUCCAUAGUGCUGCUGCAUGUGUUGCUGAAGUGUUAGCGUGUGUAAUCCGAGUGCCGACCGAGAUUGCCAAGCAGCGCAAGCAGACAUACGUCGGCAGCGACAAGAAGAGCAGCAUCCGAAUAUUAGUCCAGGCAUACCGAACCGAGGGUAUCCGGCGAGGCGUGUACCGCGGGUUCUUCUCAACUGUUGCGCGGGACCUGCCCUUCAGUUUCCUGGAACUGCCCUUAUGGGAGUUCCUCAAGACGCAAGUGCGGCGGCAUAACGGCGGGGAUAUAACGAGUUUUCAAAGUGCGGUGUGCGGGGCCGUGGCAGGGGCGCUGGCGGCCGCGGCCACCACGCCGCUCGACCUCGCCAAGACGCGCAUCAUGCUUGCCGAGCACUGCGCACACACUACUAAACUGAGGAUUAAGCCAGUACUCCGCAGUAUAUACGCGGAGGCGGGCGUGCGCGGUCUGUUCGCGGGCGUCGCGCCGAGACUCACGGCCUUCAUGGCGGGCGGUUUCGUGUUUUUCGGCGUCUAUGACUAUAGCAAACUGUUGGUCAACAACUAUAUGGGCAGUUAACGAAGAUGCUCGUUUUUUUAGUAUACAGGACCAUAGAACAUCGGGCGGUAAGGCAGUCUUCUCUGCUGGGGCCCUUGGGCAUAUAAGAGUUUGGGGCCCUUUUGGAAAGUAAAGAAAGUGAAUAAACUAACAUUUUUCUACUAUGAUCUUCUAUUUAUCAUGGGUAAUCAAUGAGGGCUAACGCGUAUGAAUUCGCCGCUAGGGGCACUAGUGUAGAUGGUGGUCUUUUCCAUAGUUCCAAAUGUCAAAUGUCACUUCAAUGACUGACAGCUGUUGUAUAGUCUUUUGCAUGGAGACUAUAUAAAGGAGCCAAAUCUCUAUGUAUGAAAAGUGUCGAUCAAAAAACAGUAAUUAGGCGGCGCCACCAUACACCGAAAUACUACCAAAAACAACCUACGUAAUUUGGUCGGGUUAUUUGUUGCCUUAUAUGGUUCAUGUUAUACUUAUGUCCCAGAGCCUAACUAGCGCCACCGGAGAGAUUAGGAACUAUUAUUUAAAGCUGAAAGCGGUCACUUUUGCAACAAUUCUGCCUUAAGAGAUUGGCAUCCUUUCUAUACCAUCCAUAGUCUUUUGGACCACCAUCAACAGAGGCGCCAACUGGUGAGCAAAAAAACGAUAGCCCUCAUUAUACUGUUACUGUCUGUCUUUCGCGGCCCCCUGAGGAUGGGGCCCUGGACACGGACCCUUUGUGCCCUUAUGGUAAAGACUGUAUCGCCGGGCGAGCAUUUAGUAUUCCCAAGAAAAUCCAAACAAUAUUUGGAUUGUAUUAUAUUCCAAUUAAACCAGCUUUGAUGAUUAAUGAAGACUUGUUCAUCAAGAUUGUAUUGUAUGAAUUAGUUUUGUAGAAAAGAGAAUUAUUGUUAUUUAGUAAGU
Molecule: messenger RNA, 1811 nt
Organism: Cydia strobilella
Lineage: Eukaryota; Metazoa; Arthropoda; Insecta; Lepidoptera; Tortricidae
Product: S-adenosylmethionine mitochondrial carrier protein homolog
Exons: 7
Coding region: 84-938 (284 amino acids)
Cellular component (GO): mitochondrial inner membrane
Molecular function (GO): S-adenosyl-L-methionine transmembrane transporter activity
Source: RefSeq, a predicted model, not a curated record